Molecule: messenger RNA, 1266 nt
Organism: Colletotrichum lupini
Lineage: Eukaryota; Fungi; Ascomycota; Sordariomycetes; Glomerellales; Glomerellaceae
Exons: 8
Coding region: 1-1266 (421 amino acids)
Source: RefSeq, a predicted model, not a curated record
AUGCGGCCCUGCGAGUGGGUGGCCAUUAGCACUACUCUCAGAAAGGGCCCACCAUCCACUGUUUUCCCCCCCGUCAUUCCCGGCCUUUCUUUCCACACCUUGCUACAAGGUGCGAGUGAUGUGAUGGAUCACGAUGCGACCGCCAGCCAAAAAAAAAAACAAGCAGGAAAGAAACCCCACGCCAAUUCCAAUUCGGGUCUAGCGUCACGGCCACCCGGAAGACCACGGGGAAACGCCGGAGAGGAUACGUACUCCACACAUCUCUGCGGCACUGCGGUGCAUUCUGUAGCAUCUUUUUUCUCCUUCCUUUUCUCCCUUCUCAGCUUCCCAUCGCCGAGCUUGACGCCCUCGGAUGGAUGGACGGACGUGUAUAUGAUAGAUGAUGUAUCCCGCAUCAAUACCUACAUCCCUCGACCCGAGGUUACGGUAAAGCCUGCUGAACUGUACUCCUUCUCAAUUACCACCAUUGUAUGUAUGCUCCCUAAUGGAAGCCAGCCAACAGACGCAAUGGGUGGACGGGAUCUACCCACAAUGGCCUCACUCUCGGUUCUGCAUCCCUGGGAUCCCCUACCAUCCGUCGGAGAACAUGUUACACUGUCCAUCAGAACCGCCUUGCUUCAUGUGACAUCUUUCCAGACAGCCUUACGCGACAUAUGCAUGUCUUCCCUGGCCCUACCCAUGAAGCAUACCGAGGUGGUACUCCCUAUGUAUACUACCUACACAUACUCCGUACUCAGUGCAGUUGGGGAAGCCGGAACACGCCAUCUCACUGGUGCGCAUACUUGCUUCCAUUUCUGCGUCGGCGAAAAGUCUUGUUGUACUCCGUACGGCCCGCGCCUCGUAGCCGGCUUCCACCCGGCUCCGACUGGCACCUCCCGGUCUGUGACAUCUGGUGAUAACAUGGUUCGAACUGCCGUAACCUAUGAUAAUAGUAAGUAUGUAUCACACGACGGAAUUCAAAUGCAAGCAGACUGGCAACAUAAUGAUAGCCUGAUGAGAUUCUCUCAUUGUGAUUUUGUCUGUAUACAUAGGCAGUGGGGGUUGCCGGCCGACCACAGCGCUGACCCCACCCUAACUUUGACAGUCGCGGGGAGCUGUGGCGCUAGCUUCCAGGAACAUCAGCUAAAGAAAGAACCCGCCACUUUUGUCAAUUUCAUCAUCAUCAUUCUCAAAUCUGAAUUGCUGCGAAAGCUUCACAACUACACCCUUUCCCUUGCCCCAACAACUUCCACCACGGUCCGAAAAGCCGAUUCUAUCUCGACGUAG